GGAUGGGGGCAGUAGCAGUUGUUGUCUCACUUUUGCACAAACACAAAUUCACUUCAAUGCUGACAGACUCUAGCCUAUUCUGAAACUUAGAAACGGCAAGAAAAGUUUAGUCCUCAUAUCGAUGUUUCACCGCAGGUGCUUUGAUACAAGAUAAUGCUAGAGGAUGGGGCAUAAUGUUGGCCAUAGCCCUCAACACGUGCCACAUACUUUCUGCUGUAGAUAAAAACAUGAACAAGAGAGAGAGAGAAAGAAGGAGAGAUUGAGAGAACUUUGCACCGCAACACAGGAAACUAAGUCACCAUGGUAACAGAGGGAUAGGAAUCAGACCGCUCCUCUGCAUUUGACUCUCUGUAGUUGGCAGUCGCUCCUAUGCUGGACUCCACAGGACGAGAGGGACAGUUUGCAACAGUGCCAUGCUAAAAGAAAGACUCUAUUGCGGAUCAAACAUUUUCUUUAUUUUCACAAAGAUAAAACGUUACUUCUCUGAUAGCAGGGCUUGUCCACUGGCUCUAUGAAUGAAGCAAUGGAUAUUGACCAAAGCACCAAUUGCACCAACGCCACAUGUACAAAUCUGUACGAUCACCGACCAGUGGCGCGGGUUCUCAUGCCACUGUAUUACUCAAUCGUGUUUUUGGUGGGUCUCUUUGGUAACGCGUUGGCAUUGCACGUCAUCCGUCCCAACCUGCGCAAGAUGAACUCCACCACGCUCUACUCGGCCAACUUGGUGGUUUCGGACAUCCUGUUUGCCCUCUCGCUGCCGCUGCGUGUGGUCUACUACGCGCUGGGCUUCCACUGGCCCCUGGGCGAGUUUGCGUGCAAGGCCACGGCGCUGGUGUUUUACAUCAACACCUACGCUGGGGUCAACUUCAUGACCUGUCUGAGCGUGGACCGCUUCAUCGCCGUGGUGCUGCCGCUGCGGCUGUCGCGCUUCCGCAAGGUCCAGCGCGUCAAGUGGGUGUGCGUGUGUGUGUGGAUGCUGGUGCUUGCCCAGACCCUGCCACUGCUGUCCAUGCCCAUGACCCAUGCCGAGCCCGGCGGCUACGUCACCUGCAUGGAGUACCCCAACUUCGAGACGGUGCCCAACCUCCCGUUCAUGCUCAUCGGCGCCGUCUUCCUGGGCUACGGCAUCCCCGUGGUCAUCAUCUUGGUCUGCUACUCGUGGCUGUGCUCCAAACUGCGCCUGUCGGCCAAGACCAACCACCUGACGGAGAAGUCCGGCCGCAACAAGAAGGCCAUCGGGGUCGUCCUCUGCGUCAUCCUGGUUUUCGUGGUCUGCUACACGCCCUACCAUAUGGACCUGCUGCAGUACAUGGUUCGUAAGUUGCGUUACGAUCCUGACUGUGGCGAGCUGCACCGUUUCCAGAUCUCGCUGCACGUCACCGUGUGCCUGAUGAACCUCAACUCCUGCCUGGACCCGUUCAUCUACUUCUUUGCCUGCAAGGGCUACAAGAAGAAGGUGAUGAAGCUGCUCAGGAGGCAGGUGAGCAUGUCCUUCUCCAGCAACGCUCGCACUUCGCCCGAGGAGUCAUCCCGCGACCUUGACCACAACAGGGUCCGUCUCUACAGCAGGGGUGAACACCACUGAAAAGACCUGAAGAGUCCAUGCCGAGCGUUUAGAACUCAGGGGGUUCUGGGAGGGUUCCAGAAUCCAGAAAUAUCUGCAACCAUAAAUUAUCUUUUUUUUUCUUUCCUCAUUUGAAAAAAACAGGGCUUGAGGGUCAUGUGACUCAAACUUCUAUAAACUUCUAUAGAGUCAUAUGACUCAAACUUCUAUAAAGUCAACAACAACAGGAAGAAAGAAAUGACAGCUACCAUGCUUGGACUGUAUGAUGACCAGAUAUGAAGGGAAUCACGAUGAACUGUCUUAAAAAAAAAAACAGAUAAUUAUCGGUAGUCUUUUCUAAACAAUUAUUGAAAGACACAAUCAUAAAGUGGGAUAAGAAAACAGAGGCUGCUAAAAUGUAACCUGCCACCAACUUCAUUUAUUUUGCUAUGUACAGUAUAUGACUGUCCUUUUGAUAAUGAAUUUUUCACCACAUGUAAAGUGUCAAACUGGUUCUUCACUUGCUGAAGAUGAAAUUCCUUUGCUUGCGGUUUCUCAGGGUAAAGAGCAAAGCCACACAGAACAAAUUAGGGCGUUGUGAGUGCAUGUAGUGCUCAAGAUCAUGUUAACUGUUCUGAUGGGGAUUGUUUAUAAGUUAAUGAUGCAAGAUUUGACAAGUCAUCCCAGAUACCAGUUACUGUUGAACAUUAGGGCUUAAUGGAGAGUGCUGAAUGCCUUGUGAUUUGGCCUGAUGAGGACUACAGAGCAACUGAAAGUUUCAUGUUUCACCCUGUCUUGUAUUUACAUCUAUGUUUGUUCUCUAGAGAUCUCUGUGCUCUAUACACUCACUCUUAA
Messenger RNA from Alosa sapidissima (American shad), 2398 nucleotides. RefSeq names its product G protein-coupled receptor 183a (gene gpr183a). Gene Ontology annotation, biological process: G protein-coupled receptor signaling pathway. The coding region runs from base 512 to 1585 and encodes 357 amino acids. Lineage: Eukaryota; Metazoa; Chordata; Actinopteri; Clupeiformes; Clupeidae. The record is from RefSeq and is a predicted model, not a curated record. Gene Ontology annotation, cellular component: membrane. The transcript is spliced from 2 exons. Gene Ontology annotation, molecular function: G protein-coupled receptor activity; oxysterol binding.